Messenger RNA from Seriola dumerili (greater amberjack), 2643 nucleotides. It is a transcript of the gene atg5, whose product is annotated as autophagy related 5. Gene Ontology annotation, cellular component: Atg12-Atg5-Atg16 complex; phagophore assembly site membrane; cytoplasm. The coding region runs from base 148 to 975 and encodes 275 amino acids. The record is from RefSeq and is a predicted model, not a curated record. The transcript is spliced from 8 exons. Gene Ontology annotation, biological process: autophagy of mitochondrion; cellular response to nitrogen starvation; autophagosome assembly. NCBI's taxonomy places the organism in Eukaryota, Metazoa, Chordata, Actinopteri, Carangiformes, Carangidae.
CCGGGGAAUGACAGCAUCGACAGUCACGGCCCUUCUUCCAUCCAAGCUGACUGCAAAACAUCGACAGAAAGAGGGUGUCUGCCUUUGGACUUCGGGUUCUGUGUUUGGGGAAUUUGUUAUUUAUGUGCCACUGGGAGCAGAAGCAGCAUGGCAGAUGACAAGGACGUGUUGAGAGACGUGUGGUUCGGCCGGAUCCCCACCUGUUUCACUUUGAACCAGGAUGAGGUUACUGAGAGAGAGGCCGAGCCCUACUAUCUGCUGUUACCCAGGGUGAGCUACCUGACUCUGGUUACAGACAAGGUGAAAAAACACUUCCUCAAAGUGAUGAAGGCCGAGGACGUGGAGGAGAUGUGGUUCGAGUAUGAAGGAACUCCACUUAAGUGGCACUAUCCAAUCGGAGUUCUUUUUGACCUCCAUGCCUCCAACACUGUCUUACCCUGGAGCAUCACUGUGCACUUUAAGAGUUUUCCAGAUAGUGACCUGCUCCACUGCCCGUCCAACUCUGUGAUCGAGGCUCACUUCAUGUCCAGCAUCAAGGAGGCCGACGCCCUCAAGCACAAGAGCCAAGUCGUUAACGACAUGCAGAAGAAAGACCACAAGCAGCUGUGGAUGGGCCUGCAGAACGAUAAGUUUGACCAGUUCUGGGCCAUGAACAGGAAGCUGAUGGAAUAUCCCACGGAGGAGGGAGGCUUCAGAUACAUCCCCUUCAGGAUAUACCAGACGAUGAGUGACAGGCCGUUCAUCCAGAAACAGUUUCGCCCUGUUUCACCUGAAGGCAACGUACACACACUUGGCAGCUUGCUGAAAGAAAUGUACCCGGCUGCCAUACCGAGUGAUGGUGAGCAGAAGCGUUACCAGGUGAUGAUCCACGGCAUCGAGCCGCUGCUGGAGACUCCUCUGCAGUGGCUCAGCGAGCACCUCAGCCACCCCGACAACUUCCUGCACAUCUGCAUCAUCCCCACCCCCACCGACUGAGGUCGCGCCCACCCGACCAUCACCAUCACCGUGACGACCGACCGACCGACCGCAGCUGAGCCACCAGCCGGCUGUCAGAUGUCCCAGGAAACGGUAGCUCUUGACGGUGGAAACUCAGAACUAACAGACUCUUCGCUGAGAGGGAGAUAAAAGAUGAAGAAAGGAUGUGAAGGAGGUAUUUCACAAACCUCCUUUUCCAUCUUGUUUACUUAGAUUUCUACUCCUACUUCCACUACUGCUCCUCUUUUCCUCCUGGGAAAACUUGUUUUUAGGACGAAAAGAUCUUCUCUUCCUCCUCAGCUCCCACAAGAAGAGAAGAUUUCUUUAGGUGAAGAGAUGGUUGAAUGAGCAGAGGACCUCUAAUUUUUCUACUCCGCCGUCUCUUUUCCUCCGCCGACGAAAACAUCUCCACGGGAGGAGAAGAGGAUGGUCCCCUCGUUUUCUCCAUCCUGGUAUUCAUCCUUUCUCCCCAGCUCAUCCAAGAUAAAGACUGUCCUGUCGACAGGGAGAGACACGUUUUGUUUGGGGUUUGGGGGAGAGCGGUGCAUCGAGUCCUGCUGAAGCUGCCUUAGUUACUACGGUUAUGCAUUUUUAUUAUCAUCACCAGCCUCAUCAUCAUCAUCAUCGUCGUCAUCAUCAUCAUCAUCCACUCUUGAGUUUACAUCGGAGCCUGGAGAAAUGUUUACCAGGCGACUUUUUCUGUUGCUUAGUUUUGCUCGGAUGAACUUUUUUUUUUUUUUUUGGUGAGCUUGAGUAAGAAAAGGACGGUGACCGAUGACAUCUGAUCUGACUCCAGUGAUCCCAGCACACACACACACACAGGAGCUGGUUUGGACUAAUAGCAUCAUCACUGAGACAAACUGGCACUGCCCCUGAAUUAGCAUUAACUUACAGCUUUAACAGCAUUUUUACAACGUCUUCAUUUCAUAGUUUAAAUAAUCUGGAUGGACACAUGGUCCUCGGGACUUAACGGGGUUCUGCAGCUAUCAAAACCAAAUGGAUGAAGUGAAACCGACCCGGUGUUUCGAGCUGGAAGCGAGGCUGCACUCGUCUGUUUUUAAACAUUGUUUUGUCGUUUUACCGUCUCUGCAGAGGACAACAUGGAGAUAUGAGUUUAUUCACGGGGUUAUAUUUGAGCAACAUCGAGCUAUUUAUGAGGCAGAGCAUUUUUGUGCAAGGGGUCGUGGGAAAUAACUUCACACGUGUUUCCAAUAGCAGGUGUUGAUUUCUCUCCAUCAAUACAACACAGUUAAAUUGUUUUACUGUCUGUUUUUGUCACAUUUGGCUCCGGCCUCUUUGUCUGCUGCCAAACUUAAAUGAGCAUCUGGUUUUGUUUGAUUUCAGCUUAGAUGGAGAGACAUCAGGAGCGUUUAGCAUGAAGUCUGCAGGCUGACACGUCCUGUCUAUUCUUUCUGUGUCAGAAACAAAACGGGAAACAAGCUGAUGUGACUUUUGACAGAGCGCUAACUUUUGGCUUUGGUUGAGGGCUGCCCACAUCAGAUUACUUGGCUGGACCAUAAUUAAUUUUUUAAUCAAAGUUUGCGUCUUGUCUUCUUCUUCUUUGUUUUUCUAGUUUUGUUUUGUUUUUUUACGCAUCUGUUCAUACUGAAAUAAAAUGACUCUUAAAGCAUUCGGCUGACACUGUUAUCCAGAGUGACUUAAAUAAAA